Messenger RNA from Mesorhabditis spiculigera, 1029 nucleotides. NCBI's taxonomy places the organism in Eukaryota, Metazoa, Nematoda, Chromadorea, Rhabditida, Rhabditidae. The record is from the annotation of a GenBank genome assembly.
AUGAUUGAGGAGGAGACGGCUGGCACAGUGCCAAGGCUGGCCAUGCAUCGCCAGAAUGUCAGCCGGACGGUCGGCACCUAUUUUCAGCCCUACUUCGAGAAGCUGAAGGCGCUGAAGAAGGGCCAGCUCGGCCCCGCUCGAUUCCACAGCUUUCCAAAGCGGAAAAUCGAGCCCAAGGCCCCGGGCUCGGAACUCAUCGAAAUGGAGGUGACCAGGGAGAGCUUGGAGCCGUUCAGCUUCGGCAAUCAGGCGCUGCCGAUUCCGGAUUUUGAUAGCAGCCCGUACUCCUCCAAAAUCUCCUAUCGUAACCGACAGCAAUUGGCGGUCGCCGACCCUGAUAUACGUAAUGGCUUCUACGAAGUGGUCGACUCGACCGGUCGAAGACGGCAAUUCUCGGCAGGGAAGACGCCGAAAAGCGAGGGUGAUUGCUCUCCGCUAUUGAACAAUAUUCCGGACGACGCCGAACAACGGCGCAAAAUUUUGAGCGAUCCGGCCAAGUACGCCGCCAUCUCCUCCUGCGAGCUGUACGCGGCGUGUGUUGACGAGAUGAAUGCUCAGGAAGAGAAAUGUCAGCCGGAUGUGGGGCGGCUGCUUCCUGGUUUGCCGGGGAGACGAUUGGGAGAUUGUAACAAGGAGAUAAUCCCGAAAUAUCAGAAACUCGACGCGAUGGGCCGUCAACUCGAAGGCGUCUUCAUCGAGUGCCUGAUGGGCGAAAUUGCCCUCCAAAGCCAGCUGGGAAGAACGCCGCUACCCUCCGCCACCUGUGCCUCCCCGCCCUCGCUGCCACCACUGGCCAAGAACUGCCAGAAAAAUGUGGCCACCGCGAAGCGGAUAUGCGAGAAAUACGCGGACUGCUGCCCGUCAGUGCAUAGUUGCCGCGCCAAAGCUGACGAGUCCCUUGAAGCAGCAGCCUACAAAGAUGAAAAAUCGCGGCUUUUCGACGAGGCCGCCCAGUGCCAAAUCAACGCCGCCCGCGAGUUCCGCCUCAAAAAGUACAAAAAGGUCGAGAAAAUUUCCGGCGGAUUACUG